Molecule: messenger RNA, 1074 nt
Organism: Penicillium griseofulvum
Lineage: Eukaryota; Fungi; Ascomycota; Eurotiomycetes; Eurotiales; Aspergillaceae
Exons: 1
Coding region: 1-1074 (357 amino acids)
Source: RefSeq, a predicted model, not a curated record
AUGAGGAGAAAUACUAGGGGACGUGGGUGGGAGGAGACACGACUGGAGGAGGUGGAUAGUGAGGAGGAGACAUACGGGCGGGAGUUGGUGAGGAGCGGUCGAUACAAGGAGUAUGGAGGGCGAGGGUCGCGGAGGCGACCUGUGGAUUAUGAGGAUCUGACUGAUGAAUCUGAAUCAUUUGAUGGGGGAGAGUUCGAUCUAUACGACCAUGAGGAUAGCACGGUAGCCUACGCGAUUCAACUGGCCAUGCGGGACAAGGAAGAUCAAUUGGUGGACACAGCGCUCGAACGAAUUCGCCGCGCGCAAGUUCUGGGGAAGAAAAACGUUCGGCUGUCGAAACAGGAACUGGGUGCCUUGGAGCGCAAGCGCCAGGAGACGGACAGUUUAAGCGGAAGCCGGCGCCCAUCUGUCAAUUCUGUCAAAGUGACGUCGCGCCCAUCGUCGCGUCGGAGUGUUGCGCCAGACCCCGGCGCGUAUCCGUCCUUUGCUGAUGCACACAGCAUCUGGGCCCGUGGGACGGGCACGAGCCGGCCAUCCAGCUCGUCUUCUGCUCGUCCCCGGACUCCAACGACACAAUCUCUUCGUCCCCAACAGUCCAAUUCACCCCUUCGACCUACCUACCCACCAUAUGCCCCCGAGCGCUUUGUCCCCAAUACCCGACCACAGUCGAUGCAACAACCGCCUGUGUUCCCACGGCCACUACCAGACGAUCCGCAGUGGGCUCCAUCCUACUACAACAUGCAAAUGAGUCCAUAUGGGGAACCUGCGCCAUACCCACCGCAGGCUCCCACCGAUCCCCGGGUCGGGCAGCAAAAUCGAAUGAGUUACGCGUCAGGGUCUUCACACCAAGGUUACCCAACCCCGGCCAAGCGCUCGCCGCAAGGCACAACGCAGGCCCGGGGAGAGAUAGCUCCAGAUCCAGUCAAGUUAGAAUCGGAGCAGUCUAGUGAAGAUGACUCGGAGAGUGAGGAUGAAGUGCAGAUCGUCAAGGUGACCAAGGUGGCUGAGCGCAAGGCCCCUGCUAUUGCGCGGCGUCCGGUUGCUGGAACCACCCGUAAACGGACCAGCCGAUGA